AUGACACUUAGUCGUGUGUCUGGUGGUUCUGGCAGAGAAUCAAUAUCAGUUUUAGCCUACAUUUCUGCAAAUGGAUCUUUCUUGUCGCCCUUUAUGCUCUUCAAGGGUAGUGCAGUACAAGCACGAUGGACGUCUGAAAAUGCUUAUCCUGGAACGCUUUAUUCAACAUCUAAAAAUGACUGGAUGGAAGAACCAUUAUUUUUCAAUUGGUUUGAGACUAUGUUUAUUAGAAAUAUUGAAACAUUAAGAAUUUUAAAAAACAAACCCAACCAAACUGCUGUUUUAUUAUUUGAUGGUCAUUGUUCUCAUAUCAGUUUACGUAAUUUAAAUUUGGCAAUUGAUAAAAAUAUAGCUUUAGUAAAAUUUCCCAGUCAUCUUACUGACCGAAUACAACCAUUAGACAAAUGUGUUUUUGGUCCUUUAAAAACAGAGUGGAACAAAUUAUUGAUCAAGUUUGGUAAGCAAAUGGUAGGAAAAACUAUUGGCAGAUUAACAAAAUGUAAAUUUUCUGAAAUCCUUGGUGCACUUUUGGUCAACAUCGAUGAAACAGUAUCUGGGUUUGUGUUUACUGGUUUAUUUCCUCAUGAUAAAACCAAAUUUCCUGAGAAUGAAUUUGAUACUAUUGACUUAAAAAAUUACUAUACAAACCUACAUAAUGACAAUUCUGAAGAAAAUAAUGCAGCAUUAAAUAAUGAACUUAAUCUAGAAACAAGUGAUACAGUAAAUCCAAAUAUAGAGGAGCCCACGCAUUCUUCACUGUCAACAAAUCUUCAAGCAUCUUCAUCAAGUAUCAGCCAAGAAGUUUCAUUUUCUAUUGAUAUUGAAAAUACUUCUUCCAAUAGUUUUAGCCCAAGAGAUAUAAUUGGAUUUUUUUCAAAUCAACUUUUACAGUAUAAACAACAAAACCCUUCUACUACUGACGUAGCUAAGACACCAAUCCCAAGACUGAAAACUGCUAGGUAUGGAAAAGUUUUAACAACAACAGAAGUAUUAAAUAGACUAAAGGAAGCUCAAGAAAAAAAAAUAUGA
Sipha flava (yellow sugarcane aphid) is the source of this 1029-nucleotide messenger RNA. RefSeq lists its product as uncharacterized. Gene Ontology annotation, cellular component: nucleus. The record is from RefSeq and is a predicted model, not a curated record. Gene Ontology annotation, molecular function: DNA binding. The coding region runs from base 1 to 1029 and encodes 342 amino acids. The transcript has a single exon. Lineage: Eukaryota; Metazoa; Arthropoda; Insecta; Hemiptera; Aphididae.